Messenger RNA from Odontomachus brunneus, 15146 nucleotides. RefSeq names its product multiple epidermal growth factor-like domains protein 8 (gene Megf8). Bases 732 to 9851 code for a protein of 3039 amino acids. Lineage: Eukaryota; Metazoa; Arthropoda; Insecta; Hymenoptera; Formicidae. Gene Ontology annotation, molecular function: protein binding; calcium ion binding. The record is from RefSeq and is a predicted model, not a curated record. The transcript has 27 exons.
UCACUGCGAGUGUCCCCCCACCCUAGCCAUGAUCAUUGAGAGUGAUAUAGCGAGGUAAUCGAGGUGUCAACGAGGCGAGGCACAGUCGUGGCCAGUGUUUUCGUUUGCGUUAAGCUCGCGUGACAUUCCUUCGUGCCCGAGACUGGUAUCUUGCGCGUGUGCUGUUCCCAUUUCGAAGAGGUUAUCGUCGACUCGGUUCGACAAUCCUCGCGCAAGGUCUCGCGAUCAACGCGACAGCUCGGCCAACUCGCGCGACUUUCCUUUCCGUGAUGUUUUGACACGCUCACGACUUCGUCUCCCUCUCUCUUUCCUUUUUCUGUCACCAUUUCCACUGCCGCAGGAUGCCGCGCGACUCCGUCCUUUCGUCGACGAAAGUGUGACCGUCCUCAGGACCUGCUAAAGAGUCCUGUCAACGCCGAGGAACACUAUUGACAGGUGAUAAUCCGCAGUUUGUUAUGCUGCACUCAUCGUUCUCUUCUUCCUCGCCGUCGUCGCCUCGUGAUAGAUUUUGCUGUGUCCAUUAAUGCCUAUUUAUUGUGUGUCUGUCUGCUAUAAUGUCUCGCUACAGUUUACUUCAAGCUUGCUGAAGAUAUCCAGUGAAAUUAGAGGAUAAUGUCUAAACUAUGACUUCUUUUGCAUGCGCUACAUUACCUAACUGCUCAAGAAAUAAUCUAAUGUAUAUGGAUGAUGAUGUGUAUGCUGUUAAACGACAGUGAGGUGAAUACGCUGUGAUGGGGUGGGUGAUAUCCACCACAACAUGGGUCGUCAUAUGGGGUUGCCUGAUGCGGGGCUUCAGUUUAGCUCCUCAGGCAUCUCCAAAACAAGUGCCGUGUGAUAAAACGAGAAAGGUCUUUAUGGACACAUGGGGCGUCAUCAGCGAUGGGCCCCUAGGCUCAAAUUACACUCAAGAUUCUCACUGCGAAUGGCUCAUUAAAGCUAACUACAGCGGUCAAUUUAUCACGUUAAUUUUUCGCACGAUGGGCACAGAGUGCAGUUAUGAUUAUGUGUUCGUUUACGAUGGAGAUUCUUUUCGUUCUCCGCUUCUGGGCAGCUUCAGUGGGAAAACGGAGCCGCAGCAAGUGACAUCAUCGUCUGGUUAUAUGUUAAUAUUGUUAUAUAGCGACACGAAUUACGUACUAGAUGGCUUUCAUGCGGAGUUUUCAGUCACAGACUGCCCAAAUAAUUGCACUCACCACGGAAAAUGCAUCAACAAUACGUGCUUUUGCGAAAACGAUUGGGGAGGUAAAGAUUGUUCCCGAGCUCUCUGUCCAAACAAUUGCAGCCACGUCGGUACUUGUGGGGUAAAAAGGUGCGAAUGCAACGAUGGAUACUCCGGACAAUCUUGCUCGUUGCAUAAAAGUCAUCCGGAAGGGAAUCGGUGGCACUGGCUUUCACAUUCAGAAAGUGGAUUAAAAGCACGGGCGGCUCACACCGCAGUCUAUGUUUACGAGACAGAUUCACUUUACGUUUUUGGAGGCUACGAUCUCAAUUGUAUACUCAGCGACUUGGAAGUAUACAAGUUCAACACAAGUCUAUGGGAAGAUGAAUAUGGAAAUGUGUUAGAAGGCGCCGCGUCUAUCGAAUAUCUGGAUCCCAUGUUGAUCGCUACCGAAUUAGAACGUAUGGGAUCCGGUGCUAAAGAAAUAUAUGGUAUACCAACGUCAUCCUUGAUCUGGAAGCUGCUUUAUAGUAUCAAAGAUAACAACACGUUCGGUCGGUUCGAUCGAACGAACGUGGACGGCGGUCACAGAGACUUCAGAUCCAAAGAUAAGGAAAACGAGAGGAGCAGAAGCACCAUUAGGAUUGAUAAGAAUGAUGAUUCUAGGAGGCAACAUGAACGAAUUAUAAGCCCGCGAUAUUUGUCGGCAAGAAGAUAUCGUAGAAACUUAGGAGACCUAUACAGGGAACGUCACUCUACAGACGUUCAGAAUGACGACGUGAAAUGGGAGGAGCAGCUCGUGGCAGGACCCGAGGAAGAGAAUAUCUUCAUGCAAAAGUUUAUGGAUCCGAAAUUAACCACGAGCGAGUCAAUGCAGGAGGAAGCUACAGAACCCACCAUCGACGAAUUGCCCAAACCAAGUCCCCGAUAUGGUCACGCUGCGUGUAAAUACCGAGAAGGCUUCGUGAUCUAUGGAGGAAAAGUGCAGGACGGUUCUUUGUCGAACGAAUUGUGGCAUUACAACGUGAACAAGCGCGUAUGGACUCUGCGCGCUAAAAAUUCUCCCUUCUAUCCGCCCAGACUCACGAGGCAUACUCUGACGUUAGCGGAUAAUUACAUCUAUCUAUUCGGAGGCAGCACCGUUGACGGUGAAUUCUCAUCAAGCCUCUAUAAAAUCAAAUUGCAUUUAUCGGAUCCCACGGCAACUACCGAAAGGUGGACAGAGGUACGACCGCGAGGCGGUAAGGAACUGGACGUGCGCGUAGUUGCUCACUCGACCGUUUAUCAUCGCGCCACUAAUUCCCUGCUCGUCUACGGAGGAGUGGUCGCCAGCGUUGCUCGCUUCAGCAAACUGUCGGACCGGAUGUUUGUUUUUCAGCUUGACAGAAAGGUCUGGUCUGAGAUUCAUUACCCAAGAGCGCACCUGCGAGACACAUAUGUGCCGAGAGAACGUGCAUUUCAUACGUGUAACAUCAUAGGAAAUUACCUGGUGGUAUUCGGCGGAUAUUCUCAUAGACAUAACAAAGAAGAGAUUUGUUACGAUAAUCAGAUGUAUCUUUAUCAUCUUGGUUGUCACGCUUGGGUGAGUCAUGAUGUGCUGGGCUUGAGUGAUAAAGACUCACGUUACCCCAAGCAGCAAGGAGUAUUUGCACACGCAGCGGACGUGCGUAACGGAAAUACCUUGUUGCUUGUCGGCGGAUAUCACGGCAAUGUAAACGCAGAUCUCCUUGCAUAUACUCUGCCGCCCAUGCUCGCACCAGGUGACGACGAUUAUAUUGAACCGGAACAAAUUUGUUCGAGGCACAAAAGUCUCAUGGAAUGUGCGGCGAAUCCCGAAUGCGGUUGGUGUUCCGCCGACGAAAUAUGCUACGGUCGAACGAUAGGCAGCAACUGCACGACGAAUCUGCAGACAACGCGCUGUCCGGGUGUCUGUCCCGCUUUGGGCGACUGUCACUCUUGUUUGAUACACGGUCAGCCUGGUGGCGGCUGGGGUACGAACUUUCGCGGCAAGAAAUCUGUGUCAAACAAGCUGAACUUAGGAACCUGUACGUGGUGCGUUCAAAACGCUCGCUGCCAUCAUAAGGACGACAAUUACGGCGUGUGCGGUCUACGAGACGAUACACCGUCACAGAUACCAGGCUGGUGGGGUCCAAAAGGCACCGAGAUUAUCAAGGUUGAAGAGUGCCGAGAGAUGGACAAGAGGCCGGGCUUGACGUUUCUCAAGUACAAACCGCCGGUGAACUUCAGUCAACCCGACUCGGUGACUAUAGUAAACGCGACUACGGUCGACUUCAACGUACCAUCCAUGCAAGGCGCGAAGACGGAAUCGGCCUUGGGCGGCGAGAUGAUUGCCAGGUUGACCGGCUUUCUCAGGCCGCCGCAGUAUUUCUGGGAUAGCGCGAUGGAACACUUGAAGAUCUGUGUCAGUUAUAACAGCGCGACGCUUCAUGUCUCGCGCAGUGAUGAUCCUAAUAAAUUGGAACUGGUCGCUAAUUUAACUGCAGAGACGUCGCAAUGUAUACCAACCAAAUGGCCAGACGAUCACCCUAUGGAGCUACAGCCAGGUCGCUAUUUAUUGGACUUCGAGUCAAAGAGGAUGGUGACUGCAAGUUACGCUUACGCAAGCAAGAUGGAAAUCACACACAACAAGAAGACAGAAAACCCAAAGGUAUUCACAUUCGAGUAUCUCGAGCCGUAUCAGAACGGUUCGUGCCAUCAGUACAGCAAUUGUCUGCACUGCCUGACCGACUCGUCGUGCGGCUGGUGCGACAUUACGAACCAGUGCUUGCCGCGCUCAGCCAACGAAACGGAGAGCUGCGCUACCGACGUAGAAUUGGACGAGACUGGCAAGGCGAUACGCGAAUGGCAUUACUUGACCAUCACGCCGUCUGCUUGCGCCAAUUGUUCUAACUACAUCUCCUGCGAAUCGUGUGUCGGUAGCAAUCUGUGCGAGUGGUGGACGGAGGAUGCGAGAUGCGCACGAAUUGGGCGGCUACCCAAUGCUGUGGUCAACCUGGAUCAAUGUCCAAUUCCUUGCCGACAACGUUCUAACUGUACUCAGUGUUUGGACGAGCGCGGUAGAUGCGUCUGGUGUGAAGCCACAAGAGAAUGUUUCUCUUUCUCUGUUUAUACGUCAGAGUAUCAGUUCGGUUUGUGCAGAGAAUGGAUGGACCAGGCGGGUUUGAUGGGCGUCACAUCGCGCUCCGGUUCGUCGUUGACCGGCAACGACCAGUGUAAGAGUUGCAGUCGGCACACCAACUGCUCCAGCUGUCUGCACUCGCUCAGCUGCGGCUGGUGCUACAGCUUAGAGAAUCCUAUCACCGGCGUGUGCGUGCAGGGUGAUUUCAAUCAGCCUCACGUCAAUUGCAGCUUGGUCAUCAAUGAGUAUCGGAACAGCAGUCUCAGAGCCGAUGAAUGCAGCUGGGCGUACGCGCAGUGUCCAGACGUGGACGAGUGCGAUCUCGGCCUACAUGAUUGUCACCCCGACGCGCUUUGCACCAAUACCCACGGCAGCUUCAGUUGUCAAUGCAAGCGCGGCUUCAACGGCGACGGCAAAGAGAACUGCACGAAAACUUGCUACGAGAGAUGUGUCAACGGAUAUUGUAGUGAGGCACCGGACUACAAGUGUGAAUGCAAUCUCGGUUGGACCGGACCAGACUGUCGGACCAACUGCGGCUGCUACAACCAUUCUACUUGUCUGCAGGGACCGGGCAUCUGCGAUGAAUGCCAGGACUGGACAACCGGACGCUACUGCGAAGAAUGCAAGGCAGGCAGCUAUGGCAACGCGACAACUCCAUUGGGUUGCCGCGAAUGCAACUGCAACGGACAUGGCGAUAUAGAACUCGACGUAUGCGACCGGCAGACUGGCGUGUGCUUCUGCCGCGACAACACUGAAGGUGGCAUUUGCCAGCGCUGCAAGCGAGGCUAUUACGGUGACCCGCGAGACGGCGGUAUGUGUUAUUAUGGCUGCAUGUCACGAGGCAUGUUAGGCGGCGUAGGUAACGGCAAACAGGGUCUUGGCAGUCGGCAUUCGCAGUCCUCGCUCUGGGGCAAUCACGUGGGCGACUCGCCAACGCGAGAGUGCCUCUGGAUCGUCAGUCCUGAAACUGAUCUUUCCUCGGACGCGACUAUACCUGCAGUUCAAAGCGUGAUACAAUUCACCAUCCAUGACGACAUCAACGUGAGUUGUCAAGAGAACAGCGUAUACGUGUACGACGGUUUACCAGAGUUUGUUUCCUCAUCCGGCGGUCAUCAGAGUCAACUGCUUGGUGUGUAUUGCACCGAAAGUACCGACUAUCCAGUGACGGUGGAAGCCAAAUCCGGCUUCUUGACGGUGCACUAUAAGCAACUGGACGAGGUGGAAGGCUUCAACGCGAGUUACGUGGUGAUGACGUGUAACAAUUGUCCGGGUAACCGUGAAUGUCGCAACAGCAAUUGCCUGUGCAAACCCGGCUUCUUCGGUAUCGAGUGUGACGUGGAAAUCUGCCCCGACAACUGUACCGCCUCCAAGAAACGCGGCGUCUGCGACAAGGGCUACGGCCGUUGCGUCUGUUCGCCAGGUUACGGCGGCCGCGACUGUUCCAUUCGGCUGGACGACCACCAGUUGAUUUUUACGGAGCUCUUCAACUCGGAAUAUCUGGCUGAUCAGUGGGAUCAUCUAAGAAACACGCUACCGCGCUUUGGACAUAGUCUGGUGGCCGAUCGUCGCGGUAGCCUUUGGAUGUUCGGCGGCUAUUCGCUCAGUCAUGGACCGUUGAACGACAUCAGGUUGUUCGACACGAAAAACAACACAUGGAUAUUGAUUACAGUAGACUCCACGUCGUCAGCCAUGUCGGCAAUGUCUAUGCCACAGGGUCGUUACUUUCAUGCCGCCGAGAUCGUGCACAGUAGACAGCAGAUAUACGUCUACGGUGGCCUGUCGAUGAAAGACGAAGACGUGCAAGGUCUGUCGAACAAUACCCUCAGUGACUUCUGGAAGUUCAGUCUGCAGAACCAACGAUGGAGUCAGAUCGUGCAGGAUGAAACGAAGAAAGAGCCGUUACCCUUGGCCGGUCAUACGCUGACUCUGCGUAGGGACGGAGAAUCGGAAACCCUGAUUCUAGUCGGCGGUUUCAGUCCCAAGUACGGAUACCUGGACACGGUUUGGGAGUUUAAUCUAGAAACAGAGACCUGGGACACGGUGAAUACUAUGGGAAACGGGCCACUGGGUGUUUAUGGUCACUCCACGGUGUAUCAUAGCAAGUCAGACAGCUUUUACGUUUUUGGUGGCUACACGUAUGCCAUAAACAGAACAUUCAUCUCGAACAAAUUGUAUGCUUUGGAUUACAAGACACGGACGUGGUCUGUUCUGCCACCAUUCGAGGAUGAUUUCACCGAAGGCAGCAGCUUGCCUCAAGCUAGGUUCCUGCAUUCCGCAGUUACGACGGAUGAAUAUAUGGUGAUAUUUGGCGGCCGACAAAAUCCUCACAAUACCUCGGACUCUUUAAUCGCGUAUAAGUACUCAUGUAAUCUGUGGAUACGUUUGAUAACGAAGGACAUGGAAACAAUCGGCAGUCCGCCUCCGCCGGCGUAUGCUCACGCGAUGACACACGCUGAUCCAGAAUCGAACGCCGUUUACGUCGUCGGUGGCUUCGAUGGUAGUAUCAAAAGCCAUGUCACGUUAAUUAACAUACCGGAGGACUUGUGCAAUCUCUGGACAGAUAAGAUCACCUGCAGAAAAUAUUUUGGCUGCUCGUUCUGCGCUGUUACUACUAUCACCGGCACUAACGCUUCCUUUUGUUUCUCAAACGAGGUAUCCAGCAACCGGGAUGAUAAAUGCGAUUUGAACGUCACUCAAGCGCAACGUUCCAACGGAAUCUUCUGUAAUUCGGAUUGGAUGACAGGCAGGAAGUGUCAGAACUUUAAAACUUGCACGGAAUGCCUGGCGGAGUGGCCGUAUUACAAGAACGACAAGCCGGUGUGUAAAUGGUGCACCAACUGCCCAUACGGCAAGUGCAUCCCGUCCGACAGGGACUGCGACGAGUUGAACAAGUGUAACGUCCGGCAGGUAUCGGUCACUAAUGUAAAUCAAUGCGGAGAACGAUUGUGCCCAGCGAGCGACUGCGAAAAGUGUAAUAAUAUUGGGGAUUGCGUGUGGACAAGGCAGGUUCUGAAGACCUCCGAAUUGGGGGUGAAGGUAACGGGUGAGCCCGUCUACGACUGGAACUGCGUGCCGGACGAUAUCUUCGAGCGAUCUAGCAUCAAGAUGAGCAGCACACAGUGCGAACGAAGAUGUGCUGAUCACAAGGACUGCAGAAGCUGCCUGAAAGGUACUGGAGCCGAAGGAGGAUGGAGCGAAUGUAGAUGGUCCACGCAGUUGAAUGAAUGCAUUUCUCCAUCAUAUCAGCCACUUUACUGCGCUGGCGGUGUCUGCGGUUUGGUAUUACGCAGCGCAGACAUGGACCAUUGCCCAGAACCAUGCUCAGUUUUCAUGCAGUGCAGCACUUGUCUGAAACAUUCACAUUGCGGCUGGUGCUCCUUGGAUUCCGCUAAUAUAACCGGUCAAGGAAUAUGCACAGAAGGCUCACUCGAAGCACCAACCGAUCAUCCUGCCGGUGGCACUUGCGAAAUGCUUUAUUAUCAACAUUUUCCGCAAACCGAAUCACCGAUUACAACAACGUUACACCCGCAUGUAGACUCUUUAGAGGAAGACAACGUCACAAUGUCGCUGUCUAACAUAACAAUGAAACCAGAGUUCUCAUGGCAUUAUGUACGUUGUCCUCCGGAAAAUGAAUGUAUAAAUGGACAUCAUACGUGUUCGCCGAACAGCGAGAAGUGUUUCGAUCAAGAAGAAGGUUUCGAAUGCAAGUGCGGAGAUGGAUAUAAGACCGAAACUACCUGGGUGAACGAAUUUGGCAGAAAUAUUUGCGUGCCUACAUGCACACAAGGCUGCGUGAGAGGCACUUGCGUGGAGCCCAAUGUGUGCCGCUGCGACUUUGGCUACGUAGGCGCUAACUGCUCCAUCCAGUGUCAGUGCAACGGUCACAGUAACUGCGCCGGUCCUGACAAACUCGACGUCUGUUUGGAAUGCCAUAAUAAUACAAUGGGCCCACAAUGCGAGAAGUGUUUACCUCUAUAUGUCGGUUAUCCUGCAGACAACGGUCAAUGCGUGCCGUGUCUCGAGUACUGCAACGGACACACUCGGAUUUGCAUUCACGACAGCAUGACUGUGCCUGACCCAAAUUCGGUGGACAAAAUGUCGAUAGAAUUGUUGAAGAAGCAACUGGUGGAAGGACCGGUGGCGAAAGCGAAGUGCGUCAACUGUGGCAACAACACGAAAGGCGACAAAUGCGGUGAAUGUAUGACUGGCUAUUUCCGGGGAACGGAGGAUCUUCGAGAUGUGUGCCGACCUUGCGAGUGCCACGGUCACGGCUUCACCUGCGAUCCUGUGACCGGCGAAAAGUGUAAUUGCGGCAACAACACAGAAAGCGAGUCGUCCUGCGUCAGUGGUCCCAUGAAAGGCACGAACACCGGCGGCAUGCCGUGCUGGAUGGUUCAAUGUAGCAAAUGCAGAGAAAACUACGCUGGUACGCCGACGAUGGGUCAUCAGUGUUACAAGACUGUCACGGUGGACAACAAAAUGUGCUUUGAUUCGAAAUUAAUAGCAUCUUACGAUGAAUGCAAGAUGAAGCCGAAGCCUCUGAACCCCGGUCAAACUGUCUUCUACAUGGUGCAGCCGCGUUUCAUGAACGUGGACAUCAGAGUCAUGGUGGAUGUUACUCAAGGCGCCUUGGAUCUGUUCUUGAGCCCUCGAGACGACUCUUUCGUAGUUACUUUGAAUUCUUCGACUGGUUAUCAAGAUGUUGAACUAGACAGCAGGUUUAGAUGGCGGCCCGAUCACCCCGAAGCGUGGCUAGAAGACGAGCAUAACAGCAAGAUUCGAAUCGUCGAGUUCCACCCACACAGUAAUUUUGGCGGCACAAACGCCACCACUACAGAGCCUACAUGGAAUACCGGGCCGCAGUACUAUGUGAUGGAACGUUACGCGGAGAACCUGGCCACUUACCUGACGAUCGAGAGACGCAACACGUUCUUGGUGAUACGCAAUUUAACGAAUCGGCUGGUAUUGACGUUACCGCAAGACAAGCACGAACUGGGCCAGACCAAAUUCCACAUUGCGCUCAGGGCGAUUGACACAGCGAAUCCGGAGCUGAACGGCCGCGCUGCUUACGGGAUGAUCUUCUUCAGGCAAGAUCAGCUGCACAUCGACCUGUUCGUCUUCUUCUCGUGCUUCUUCUCCUGCUUCUUCUUGUUCUUAGCGGCGUGCGUAGUCGCCUGGAAGACGAAGCAGGCGGCGGAUGUGCGGCGCGCCCGGCGCCGCCACGUCGUGGAGAUGUUGCACAUGGCGAAACGGCCGUUUGCGUCCGCGACGAUACUCUACGACCGGGACGGUGGUGAGUGCAGUCCAAGCUCGCCGCAGCGUAAGGGCAGGCGCUGCAAGUACAUCAACUUCCACAGCGACGUUCGUCCGGUCGCCGUCGAGCCUACUGAUGACGGCGUCGCGGCGGUGGCUACGGUGUUUAUCAGGCUACCGGGAGGUCGCCAAGCGCCCGUCAAGCUGGCCCUCGGCAGUUCGCUCAUACUGUUAACCCGAGUUUACCCGGUCAAUAGCAGAGUGUUCCUAAGACGUAGAAACAGCCACGCGUUGAACUGAGUCUGUGUCGUCACGGUGGAAUCUCGAUUUUGGCUGGUCUCGAGCUCCACGCCUCGUCCACCGGUCGCCGCGUCGAACAUGUCUACGACAUUGAGGAGGGUCACCGACUUUUGAUUGUGGAUUCACUUUAACACGUAGUUAUAGUAGUCAUUGCGCCUGGAGAUUAGCAAUGUUUUGAUUCGACGGAUAAUCUCCCUUCGAAGAUGUAGAAACGGUCGUACUUGUUGCAGCGUCGAAACGAUGCACGUAACGGACGAGAUGAACUCGAGGAAAAUAACAUAAACUUUCACGAGACGCAUAUUUUGCCAUCGGUGCAAGCAGCGAUCUUUGAACAUCUUAUAAGAUGUUUUUCUGAUUUUAUUUCAUUUCUUUAGAAAGUUUCUUUUCUUUUUUCUCUCUUUUAUUGAUCUCACGUCACACGCGCGUAUCAAUUGGCAACGGGCGUUAAUUCCGCAAGACGCAAUCGACUUUACAAAACAACUGGUUAAGUAUAAAGCUAAAGUAGUUAAUCUUGAUUCGAGUGUUUUGCAGAAUUAUAUCGUAUCCGUCAAUCCGAGGAUCUUCGUGAUUACAGAUCUACGGCGGAACCAUGACAUGGUUCUCAGAUCAUGGUAGAGUCAAAUAUAUCUAACUAUAUAAGAAUCCACGAGAAAAAUCCUAUGGACUCAGAUCAAUAGUACGGUAUCCGUCGAUCUGGAGAGAAGCACGUGUCGAAAGAUCUGUCAAGUUCUCAUAGCACUUGACAAUUCAUGAAUCUGUGCGCGCAACGCUCCGUUCGUGGAUUUUUGUGAAUCGAAUAAUUAUUUUUUCUUUUUUUUAUUAGAGCCCUAAUGUACAAUAGACGUUACGAGAGGAGCGAUCGUAAAAUUAUUUAAUCUAAAUAUAUAAUAUAUUGUGUCGUACCAUUCCAUGACGAGACUGUACGUUUGUAUAUAUACAACAAUCUGUAAUUAUGUAUUAAUUCGUACUUUAUACAUUUUUGUAGAAGCAUUUUUGCGAGGCGUGGUUUCGCGUCAUGGAACAUUCGUGGCUAUUCCCGAUGGAAAUGUGAAACCGAAUAUCGUGUGAUUCGUAUACCAGUUGAACGAGCAGUAUUAGAAUUGUUGAUUAGAGACGGAGCUUGAUGAUGCGUAUGUUAACAAGGUUCCUAUGCCAAAACCGAUUAGGAUGAGCGCGAAAGCGUCCUAUAAUUAAUUAUAUAUUAUUUAUCAUAAACGGGUAAACGCGUGGGGAGGACAGAAAGUUCGUGUUCUCGACGAAGGGAUGUAAAUACACACAGAAGUCGCAAACUUACGAGUUGCAAAUUUCGCAAACGUUUAUAAAACUGACGUUACUCGCGGUAUGUCGGUCGGAAGAUACUCUUUUGCUCGACAGACUAAACGCCCAGCUCAGCUUUCAACGAGACAGCUUUUUCAGUCAGAGAUAACGACUACGUAUUAAUCAAAACGUAUAACGUGAGUGUUGUAACCAUAUUGACGUUGACGUGUUUAAUAAUUAUUGUAAGAACCACGGAAAUGGUGUAACGUGAAGACAGUAUUGUUUUACAUGGGAAUCUAUGAGGUAAUGAAGAACGCAAACUUCUUGAACACCUCGAAGGGACUCGUGAGAACAGUGCAUGGUUCCUUCGUUACCUAUUCUCGCGCUUUGUUCACCACUGUAGAAUAAAGCCAGGGUUGGAGAAAGUUGCUUGUAACGUCGUUACAAAUUACUUUCCUAAGUAAUAAUUUAGUAAUGACGUUAUUACUUCUUUUUUAAUUAGUAAUAGUAACACAAUUACAUUUUUGGAAUAACGAUAACGAAUUUCUCGGGAAAAAAUGAUUAUAUACGACUUUAAUCUCUCUAUAUGGCAUUACAUAAUCAUAUGUAACUUUAUAUAUCCAUAUCGAGAAAAAUGCUAUUGUACAAACACAGUCGAGGUUAAUAUUUAUGUUUCUGGUGAUGAUAUCGAAUGUAAUAGGAUAAAAGUAUUUUUUUCUUUUUUAUUUAACAGAAUCUUUUUUGGUGUGGGUAUAUAUAUAGGGUGGCUCACAUAACUUUUAACAACUCGAUAUCUUAGAAACUAUUUCAUCGAUUUUAAUGAUUUAAGUCUUGAAUUGUAUGGAUCUGAAGGGCCUUCAAACUGGAAUGCAGGUUGAUUCCCCACCCUCUUGCGUGGGUGAAACGGAAGUUAACUUAAAAAUUUUUAAUGGAAAUACCUAUGAAAAAUUAUAUUCUUGGAAUUUUUUGGACAAAAACAACUUAGUUUUAUCUGAAACAUUUUUUGUCAGAUGCUUCUAUUAAAAAAUAUAACAGUUUGAAGUUUCGACUUCAAACUGUCAAGACGUAGAUUAAGCGACCAUUAGUUUUUAGCCAUCAGCUUUUCAGUAAUUGUUAUUUAUAAAUAAUUGUUAUUUAUAUCGUUUUAUUUAUAUCAAACUAGUUUCUUUAUUAAUAAUGGUACAAUAAAGAAAUUUAUAAUUCUUGGCAUACACAAGGAUUAAAAAGAAAAUUAGAAGAUACAAAUAAUGAAUUAAUUAUAAUUUUACAACGCAUUGACAUAGAAAUGCUACAAUUACUACAAAAAUUAAUUUGUUAUCCGAUGAAAUGUGUUAAAAGGAAGAAGUAAUCUUCAUAAAAAAUGAAACGAGUUCCUUAAAAACUUUAGUUAUAUAUUUUAAUAGAAAAACUAGAAAUUAAAACUUCAAACUGUCAUAUAUUUUAAUAGAAAAACUAGAAAUUAAAACUUCAAACCGUCAUAUAUUUUAAUAGAAGCAUCUAACAAAAAAAUGUUUCAGAUGAAAAAAGUUGUUUUUUCAUCCAAAGAAUUUAAAUAUAUAAUUUUUUAUAUGUAUUUUCAUUAAAAAUUUUUAAGUUAACAUUACAAGUAACUUGGACACUUCAAUAUUUUUAAAACAAUUUUGCAAUAUUCAAAGAAAUUAUUUCGUAAUAUUUUUGAAAUAUUUUUAAAAUAUUAAGCGAAAACGUUCAAGAGAUACACAUAAAAUCAAUAUUUCGAGAUGAAUCUAAUGUUUUUUUGUUUACCGGAUAAUUAUAUAUGAUUAUAUAUGUGACCGUAUAGAGACAAAUUCAUGUAUGGGUCAUAUGCAAUUAUACAUAAUUUAUAUAUAAUUAUCGUUAUCUUUUCUGCAUAUAUAGAAGACAUAUUUAUGUGGAAUAAGUAAAUUUUAAAAAGUACUCCUUUUCCAAUGAAUAACAAUAUCGAGUUACUUUUCAAAAGUAACUUUCUCAAUUCUGAAUAAAACGUAAAACUGUUUGUGUAGCAGGGAUGAAAGUAUAAGGCCUCUUUUAUGUGCGUUUUCCUGUUAUAUAACGUAUAAACGAGGUGUGCAUGUGUGGCUAGCCGGAGGAAUGCACGAGUGCUCCUCGACCAGGGAAAAAAAUGCUAUUCGUUGAUUAAUUAUUAAGCGGACACACAUCGAUAAUACGACGCGACCAAUCUGUUGAAUCUCAGAGCCUUUUCUUGUCACAUAAGUCUCGUCAUUGCGUGCAAUACAAAUGGAACUUUCGUUAUCUCACAGUCAGAUACCUGCGCAACUCUUACCUGUUCAUCGCGGUUCCUCUCUAUCUCUCUCUCUCUUUGCUUCUUUGAAAUACAUGCGAUCUAUAGAUCCAAGGAAUUACGGGAUUCAUGAAAUCACAAACGUCCGCGAGACGUUAAAACGCGAGGAGGAUCCAUUUCAAAUUCAGGAUUUUAUGUCACCUACGAUGUCAAUAAGCUAAGAUCUACAAAAAUGAGUAUUCAUGAAUUCACGAAUUCGCGGAUUGUGGAAUCUACAAAGUAGAUCUAUGAGAACAAACGAAAGAAAACACCUGGAUUUAUGGAUCUCAAGAUUUGUCACAGCCAAUUUUAUCUAUAUUUAAAAAUAUCCAACUAAGCACAGUUUCGAAUAUCUGUGGUGUUAAUGAGCUUCAAAGAUUCGUAGAUGUCUCGGUGUAUAUGUAAGAUCAUCUAAAAAAUUCCAACGAUCUAUAGAUCCUAAAUGUGCAAUAAUUCUUCUACUCUCGAUAUCACCCGCGGAACCUUUGAAGUUACACGGACGACGUGGUUCACGUUUCUCAAAGAUCUACGUGAAUUUCGAGCAGCUUCGUUCGCGCAGAAACUUCUUAAAGACGUCCGAAAGACGCCCUAUUUUGUUUUCAGACGUCCUUUAGAAGCUUCUCCUACUUGAAGUGUAAAUUCUGAGGAGCCGCAGCGGGUAGAAGAGAUUUAAUUGGGAGAUGAAGGAUUAAAAACGCAAUCGAUACUAUCCGCACGGCGUCGGAUAACGAGGAUCGGCACGAUCCUUAUUCGCGCAUGACCAAUCGCGUUGUCCUAAAUACUCAUCCGCGUGGUGCCGUGUAUAAGCAUAUGAACUAUUAAGUACACAGAAUUGACAGUAUAUGUACAUUUUACAUAGGUUUAUGCGCAUAUAUAGAGAGAUAUAUCAAAUACAUUAUAUUAUAUACAUAUACGCGAGUAUAUAAGUAUAAAUACGAGACGGUGAAUGUGUAUAAUUUCUCGGAUGUACAGAUCUGAACGUUAUUUCCGAAAUAUUCUAUUUUAUAUAUAAUUAUUACAUCGCGUCGUCGAUGGCAGAGAGCGAUAAUCUUCCAAUGCCGGCAUUGUAUCGCAUGGAAAGACAGAAAUCGGGUAACAGCACUGCGCAGUGUGAUCGAGAACGUGGCGCUUCGUAACAAGGAAGUACGUAAAGGUUGUGAAACACGAUAUAAAAAAUGAAAUUUAAAAAAAAGAAAAAGAAACAUUAAAAAGAUACGCGGCGUAUGUGUCGAACUCGCGACACGAAGGUACGGUCUCCCCUUCGAUCCGCGCCGCGCGAAGAAACGUAAGGUUGUGCAAACGAUGAUUAAUGAAUUGUAUUGCGGAAGCUUUAAUAAACAUACGUAAAACUGGAGUUCUCUCAGCCUCGAAACCGUAUUUUACGGCCCUUAGAUCAAGAUAAACCACAAUGAAAUACAGCUAUAAUACAAUUAAAAGUAAGAUAACGUGAACACAGAUGGAAUGCUGGUACAGAGAGAGGAGAUAAUCAGACAAUUAUAAUUAAAUCAUCUUUAUUCUCUCGUACGUCGAUUCAGUAAAAUCUCUCAAACUCAAUUUGUCUCUCAUAUACAUAGAAUUCUCUUUCGUAUGCUACUCCUACUCUCUCAGGACGUUCUUGGAACGUACCAUUCCGCGAUAGUUAUUUACACACUUAGUCUAACACACGCGUUCACGCAAUAUCAUCCAUACUCGUACGUGCACACACAUGUGUAUAUUCCGAGCAAUUUAAGAAACCAAUCUUCAUUAUUGUUCCCAGA